Molecule: messenger RNA, 1237 nt
Organism: Hordeum vulgare subsp. vulgare (domesticated barley)
Lineage: Eukaryota; Viridiplantae; Streptophyta; Magnoliopsida; Poales; Poaceae
Exons: 2
Coding region: 98-889 (263 amino acids)
Biological process (GO): transmembrane transport
Cellular component (GO): membrane
Molecular function (GO): carbohydrate transmembrane transporter activity
Source: RefSeq, a predicted model, not a curated record
AAAAAUUACGCCGGCCAGAUGUUUGAACUUGCAAACAUAGAUACUUAGGACCUGAUUGGAUCAGCGUUUUCGUUUGAAAUACCUCCGUAAAAGAUACAUGCCUCAGUUGGCCGUUUCAUUUCCAGUCCGAAAUUGCUCAUUGGUCGGUAAGUUACACUCUUCCAAAGCUGCCAAUAAUAAGGUAUGCACUCAGGUCAAAGCUUCGCUGUGGAAAACUUGUGCUCCGGGUGCCGGCCGUACUAACAAACAAAUCACCCACGGCUCGGCAAACAAAACUAGCUUUCCCCGAGCAUUCAUGCCCACGUCAACAUCAAGCUUGGCUGGAAAUGAUCUGCCGAUCAACACAGCAGCUCAGACCUUCAGCUACGUUGACCAGCAUCUUGCAUCUGUUUCAGCUUCCGCGAUGGCCGUCGUCUCCAUGGACCCCGGAGCCGGCGGUUCCAGCGAGGAGGAGCGUCGGUACGGUGCGAAGAUAACCGCGGUGGUGGUGCUUUCCUGCGCCACAGCGGCCAUGGCCGGCGCCAUCUUCGGCUAUGACCUCGGAGCCUCAGGCCGCGUGUCGUCGAUGAUGCCGUUCCUGAGGGAAUUCUUCCCGGACGUGUACCGGCGGAUGAACAGCGGCGCCGUCAGCAACUACUGCAAGUUCGACAGCCAGCUCCUCACGCUUUUCACCUCCUCGCUCUACAUCUCCGGGCUGCUCACCGCGAUGCUCCUGGCGUCCUGGCCGUCCGCCGUCCAUGAUCAUCGGAGCAGUUGCAUGCCUGGCCGGCGCCGCCGUCAGCAGCGGGGCCGUCAACGUGUACGUGACCAUCCUCGGAAGGGCGCUGCUCGGCGUCGGGCUCGGAUUUGCCAACCAGGUGAGCUCACCUGCAGUCACCAAGACCCUUGAGAACACCAUGAAAAAUCAAAUGAUUUUGCAAGUGCAAAUUAAGUGCCAGCUACUGUAUCGAUCUGUCAGAGAUGCUGCUACGCAUGAAAGCAACAUAAUAUGCAAACAUAAACUUGCAGGCAGUCCUACUGUACCUGUCUGAGAUGGCCCCUGCUGGGGAAUCCAGAUGCUCGUCUCUGAGGCGCUGAUCGGAAGCCUCAGCGGUUCAAAAUGUUUAUUACCGAAACUUCUAUUUCUGAAUGGAAAAACUGUAACCAACUGAAUGCAGGCGCCACUAUGUUUGUUUUAGGAGAUUACUAGGUUUUUCUACUCAUAUGGUUCGGCACUAAAAAGAACAAACUUUAGGAA